Diachasma alloeum is the source of this 2284-nucleotide messenger RNA. Its product is annotated as zinc finger protein 264. The coding region runs from base 228 to 1544 and encodes 438 amino acids. Gene Ontology annotation, molecular function: zinc ion binding; RNA polymerase II transcription regulatory region sequence-specific DNA binding; DNA-binding transcription factor activity, RNA polymerase II-specific. Gene Ontology annotation, cellular component: nucleus. Gene Ontology annotation, biological process: regulation of transcription by RNA polymerase II. The transcript has 3 exons. The record is from RefSeq and is a predicted model, not a curated record. NCBI's taxonomy places the organism in Eukaryota, Metazoa, Arthropoda, Insecta, Hymenoptera, Braconidae.
AGACGAAGACACCCGACCCCCCGCCAACAUGGCGGCCCAACUGAUCCCUCCGCAGAGCGCUUUCGACCCGACGCAACGCGUCACCGCCGCCAUUAUAGAUUCCGUUGUGAGUGACUGAGUUGUCCCCCGCACUUCGCGACGCAAAAAUUGCACUGGUAAAAGCGAAAUUGCAGUCGUGAGAAGCAUCGAAUAACAAUCGUAUCAGUGAAUACGUCCGAAUAAUUGAGAUGAAGACGUACAGUAGGAAGAAGGGCGACAGUCCGAGCAACGUUAUUAUUCACGUCAACGAAUUAUGCCGACUGUGCUUGGCCAAGGAGGAAGAGAUGGUGCCGAUUUAUGAUGACGAGGCCGUGCCGCUGCCGCUCAGGAUUAUGGCAUGUGUUAAUCUCGAGGUUUAUGAAGAGGACGGCCUGCCAAACAUGAUCUGCCACCCCUGCAAGUAUCAACUCGACAAGUCCUACCAGUUCAAGAAGAAGUGCGAGGCUGCUGACGCCAAAUUACGAAAGCACAUGAAGUUGAUUCAUCGACUGAGUGGCCAGGGCGAGGAGGAGGAGGCGAGUCAGGACGACGGGAACGAGUCUGGUGACGAGCCAUCCGGCAGUGGAAAGUCUCGUCAAGUGAAGCAACUGCUCGCUGAUCUUGUCGCGGUGAAAGGGGAUGGCAGUCAGGCCGACGGAGAUCCGAUCGAGGUGACUGAGGAGGAGCUCGUUGGAGGAUACAUUCUUGGAAUGAGUGCUGAGAACAUGGACAACGAGGAGACAAUAUCGGAGGGUCCCUCCAACAUAACCCUGAUCCCGGCCGAGGAGAAAACGGCAAAGGCCCGUUGCACAAUGCGUGCAGCUCGCAUAAAACAAGAGCAAGAGUCAGAGGACGACGGGGACGAGCUCCAAAAAGCGAUAUCGACAGUCGACCGAAAGAGCGUCUACAUGAUGGAGUUGACGAGUCACAUGUCGAAUCAGUCUGAGAACCUCCAGCUGCAGCCAAUGGGUGACUCCCUGGUGGAGGCUAGCGAGGAGAUGAAGGUCUUCAAGUGCGAUCAGUGCCCGAAGGCCUUCACCCGAAGAAUAAUGCUGAAGAGCCAUCAGUCAGUCCACUCGACCCAGCGAGGCUUCACGUGUCAGGCCUGCGAGAAGUGGUUCCCAACGAGAUCAGCCCUGAUAAGACACGAGCGCACACACACGGGUGAAAAGCCCUUUGGCUGCAACAUCUGCCAUCGUGCAUUCGCCCAGAAGGAGAUCCUCCUGCGUCACCUGAUGACUCACUCUGGGCAGAAGCCCUUCCAAUGUCAGGAUUGCGACAAGAGUUUCACACAGAGGGAGGCCCUGAGGGUCCACAUGAGGCGCCACCAGAAGCUCGAUCCCAAUGACAUUCAACUGCAUCACUGUCAAUUGUGCCCCAAGGCUUUCUGCCAUGCCUCUGGACUCAGCAGACAUCUGGUCACUCACACUGGGAGAACUUACAAGUGUGUCGAGUGCGAAAAGUCCUUCACUGAUAAGAGCUCUUUGCUGAGACACAGUCGCAUUCAUGCACCCAAGAAAAUGUAAAAUUAAGAGAAGGCUAUUCCAUUUUUUUCGGUUGGGGGUGUCUGAGGGAAUAGCGGGCUUUCAAAAUGGAUUUUUAGCUUCUCUGUUCUGUUAUGAAUUCGUAAACUAGGAUAAGUGCAUUUUUUUUUCGCCAAAUCCCGUCCGCAAAUUGUUGGGAAGUGAUUUGAUAUUUUUUAAAACGCAUCUGCGAAACAAAUGCACUUGUCCUAGUUUAUCAGUUCACAGAGUUGUCACUGAGAUUUUUUCAUUGAAACGAAAUGAUGCAAUAUGAAAAUGUAAAAGGCAAAGGAAAAUUAUUUCAUUGUAUUAUUUUUUUAAAUGAAUUUUUCGCCAAAUUUUUUAUUUAGCGGGCGACAAAUUUCACGCGAAACCCCAAUCACAAUUCAUGAUUAUCAUUUUUUUUUCAUUUCUCUGAGUCUAUUUUUCUCAUUUUGAAAAGUAAUUGACAUAACAGAAUUAAUGCCGAAUAAAAUUUUAAAAAUCCACUCAGAUACCCCCAAUGCACUUAUCAUUACUCUAAUUAACGCAGAUCCCAUAAUUCUAAGAUUCAGUGAAACAUUUCAAUGCGAAAAUAACUUUAAUUUCAUAAAAAUUAUUUCUGACUGCUGAGAACGGUUGGAUUUAAUUCGAACUUUUUCAACUUCUUAUCACCGAUGAUUGAUACGUGAGGCUAAUUUUACUGUAUAUAUUCAUGUUUCGAAAAUUAUACAUUUUUUAUGUACCGGAGUCCAAAUUGGGGG